AUGGAGGCCUCAGUGCAGCACCAGGAUCUGCAGCAGGAGAAACAGCUGCACCAACAGCAGCAACUGCACCCGCAGCAAAAGCAAGAGGAGGAUGAGGCGCAGCAUCAACAGCAGCAGCGGCAUGAUGGAUGCCCCUCUCCUAUUGGUGUUCUCAGCAGCAUCAGAACAACAGGAGGGCACAAGCAACCCCACGAAGGGUAUCCAGAAGAGUCUCCUAUAAAACCGACAGCUCCUGCCGCCGCGCCCGUACCUGCCGGUGCAGCUGUUACAGCAAGAGGCGGCGUUGCUGCACCUCAGCAGGCCGAGGCCAACCGGGCAGCUGCUGCCUUCGGCAGCAGAACGAGCAACGGAAACUCCAGCAGCAGCAACGGGAACUCUAGCAGCAGCAACGCGAACUCCAGCAGUAGCAACGGGAACACAGGCAGCAGCAGCGGGACCACCAAACAGCAACCCCAUCGUCACCGGCACCCGCAGCCGCAGCAAUACCAUCACGGCCGGCAGCAGCAGCAGCAGCAGCAGCAGGGUCGCAGCAGCAUGACGGCAGGCCACAGCCGUUACCCGGGAGCUUGUGGAGCUGGAGUUGUUCGCAUUCCUUUGAGCAGCAAUAACAACAACGGCAACAACAACACCACCACCAACAACAACAGCAACACCAACAACGGCAACAACAACAGCGGCAACAACAACAACAACAACAGCAGCAACAACAACAGCAGCAGCAACAACAACAACAUAAGCAGCAGCAGCAGCAGCAGCAGCAGCAGCAGCAGCCUCUCUACGGCUACUACUGCUGCUGCUGCUGCUGCUGCGGCGGCGGCAGCUGCUGCUGCGGCGGCGGCGGGUUCCCCCCCAAAUGUGCAUGCACCGCGCACAGGCAUGUGCCCGUGGUAUGCAGAGGGAAAAUGCAACUUUGGCCCACACUGCAGCUUUGCUCACUCUAAUGCAGAACUAAGAAAUGGACCAAAGAGGAGAACUCACCUCUUCCUACCACACCAGCAGGGGGGCCCCCAUCACGGGGGACCCUCCCAUCAUGGGGGCCCCCCUCAACACGGGGGUUCCGCCCAUCAAGGGGGGCCCCCUCAUCAUGGGGGACCUCAAGCGCCGCGGCAACAAGGAGGACGAGGACACCCACGAGACGCCAGUCGAGGGGCACUUUGGGCUGUUGACGGGAUGCAACCCCCUCAUGGGGAAAGGGGGCCAGAGGGGGGGCCCAAGGGCCUUGACAUCGGGCACAGGGGCAUGGAGGGGGGCCCCCGAGGACUCGAUGGGGGCCCUCGUACCCGCGAAGGAGGCCUGCGAGGUCUGGACGGGGGGCCCAGGGGCCUGGAAGGGGCCCCCAGAGGCAGAGAGGGGGGCAAUCGGGGCUUGCGCCCGAGGGGUAGGCAGCCGAAUGUUCGCAUGCAAGAGGCAGGAGCGGCCUACUGCGGCAUUAUGGAAGACGCUGCUGGGGGAGGGCCGGGAGGCCUGGACAGCAAAUACACCACAGAAGAAGGGCAGCAGCAGCGGGAAGGGGCCCUGCAACAGACAGGCCAGUGGACAAAAGGGGGGAGGGGCCCGCUGCAGCUCGACUCGACUGCAAAUACAACAGGCACUAACAGAUGGGGGAAGCAACAGCAGCAACAGCACCAGAAUUCAAUAACAACUGGGCCCUCUCGUUCGUCACAAGAAGGAGCCGAGGAGCCUCUUGCUUCUCGCCCACAGCAGCAGCAAGGCGGGGGCCCGCCUAACCACAGACAAGAACGCCAAAGACGCUUCGGCGGUGGGGGGCCUGCUGCUGCUGCUGCAGUCGGUGGCGGGAGCCCCGAGGGUCCCCCAGGUGGAUUUGAUGCACUACGCUGUGCACAAACAGGGGGGCCCGCCAGCAAUGCGUCUGUUGCUGCAGGACAACAGGGUGCCCAGCGACAAUACCGCAGGUCCGGUGGUGGGCCCCCGUCGGCCGAGAGGCAGCAGCACCAGCAGCAACAGCAACAGCAGCCAGGGGCUGCGGCACCGUAUGCACACUGCAAGGGUGAAGGCUUGAGGGAGACAGACGGAAGACUCGCCGGCCGUGAGGGGCCCCAUGUGUCGCCAGGUGCCCGAACACAGAGGCAGCAGCCGCAACAGCAGCAGCCGCAGCAGAAACAACAGCAGCUAAUAUGCAGCGGCGUGGGAGAUGACCUGGAGCAGCAAAGACUGCCGCAGGCCCAUGAAGAGUCGCAGUUGCCCCAAGAAGCAGACGAAGCAGCAGCAGCAACACCAAACACUUCAGCACAGCAGCGGCACUCCAACCAGCAGCAGCAACAACAACAAGCGAAGCAGCAACAGCAGCAGGAAGAACGUGCGGCACCCUUUUUAGCGGCAGAUGGCCUAAGGGCCCCUGUUCCCUACUUGGGGGAUGCAUCAGCUCGAGCAAACACAGGAACUCGUGUGCUGCUGCAGCAGAAGCCGCCGCAGCAGCAACAGCAGCAGCAGGUGAGGCACCACCACCUGCAGCAGCAGGUUCUGCAGCAUCAGCAGCUGCAGCACCUCCAGCAGCUCCAUCAUCAUCAUUUACAUUCGGCGCAUCAGCAGCAGUUCCUGGUCCACCGCCAACCACAGCAGCAGCAGCAUGACAUGAGCGUUUGCUGUGGAGGAUGUACAUUAGGCCCAGUUAACGGGGCAAUGCCGCCGUACUACCACUUUGGGGGUCUCAGCCCUGUGGGGCCCCCUCCUGGUGUGUAUCCUCAACUUCUGGUGGAGCCAUCGGCAUAUAUGCUGCAGCUGCUGCACCGCAGCAGCAGCAGCUACUUGUUGCCCACAGGGCCUCGCAGCGUGUUGUACCCUCCCUCGGGGCUGUCCGUAUUCUAUGGGGCCCCCAUGGCACCCCCACCGCUUGCUACCGAUACAAGCAAACCCCUAGGAGGAGGGGGACCCCCACACAAUUUGCUUGCUGUUACCCAGGAGGAGCUUACUGCAGCUGCUCCUCAAUUCUAUGAAGACUGA
Eimeria maxima is the source of this 2961-nucleotide messenger RNA. RefSeq lists its product as hypothetical. Gene Ontology annotation, molecular function: metal ion binding; actin filament binding. The record is from RefSeq and is a predicted model, not a curated record. Lineage: Eukaryota; Apicomplexa; Conoidasida; Eucoccidiorida; Eimeriidae. The transcript has a single exon. Bases 1 to 2961 code for a protein of 986 amino acids. Gene Ontology annotation, biological process: regulation of actin filament polymerization. Gene Ontology annotation, cellular component: plasma membrane; cortical actin cytoskeleton; actin filament.